AUGAAGUCAACUCUUGCCUCAGCGGUCCUCUUCUUCGGCCUCGCCCUCGCCCAAUACGGCGGCCAAAUCAAAGUCAAAGACGACGGAUGCCCCCAGUUCACAGCCGGCGAGAAGUCACAGACCCUAAGCUGGACCAAGGGCAACAACAUCUGCGCCGACCUCUCCAAUAUCUGCCCCGACGGCAAAUGCUUCAUGGCUUUCCAGGCACUUGUCACCGGCACUGACAGCCGCACACCCGCCAAGAUGGGAGCUUGUCCGUCGGAUGACUGCUCCAGAGACUGCCAGACUUGGGAUGUUGAAUCACAGAGCAACAGCAUCUCUGUUGACUGUGCUGAGUUUACUGGCCAGCACUACUUUUAUUUGGGUGAUUAA
This is a messenger RNA of Fusarium sp. VM40, 372 nucleotides long. The record is from the annotation of a GenBank genome assembly. Lineage: Eukaryota; Fungi; Ascomycota; Sordariomycetes; Hypocreales; Nectriaceae.